UAUUAUUUUCUUUAUCUUUUUGGUGCGUUUUGAAAUAAUUGUUUCAUAUACAGCUAGAAUUGUGUAGCACAAUGGCACUGAUCGGUACGGUAGACCCAUAUGUUCCCGGAACAAGUUUUUCUAACUACGUUGAGUUGAUAGAAUAUUUUUUUUCAAGUAACAAUAUAGAGCAAGAUCGUAAGAAAGAUAUAUUUAUGAGUUGUUGUGGGUUUCCCACAUUUGCGGAAUUGAAGUUAUUGUAUCCCGCUACAGAUUUAAGAACUUUAAGUUACGAGGAAAUUACCAGGAAACUCAAAGAGAGGUUUGAUAAAGUUGAUUCUGAGAUCGUGUUACGUUACAAAUUUCGUUCUCGGAAGCAAGGCCCAAGUGAGUCCGGAGAAAAUUUUAUUCUAGGUGUAAAACUGCUGGCAGAAGCUUGUGAUUUUGGUGAGUUCAGGGACUCAGCGAUACGAGACCAGCUAGUGUAUGGAGUGUUUAACAAGGAUGUACAACAUCGUUUAUUGGAUGAGGAUAAUUUGAAUUUAAAGAUGGCAGAAAAAAUUAUCAAGAACAAAGAGAUUACUCAAUCUAAUGCAUUAAUUAUCAAUGAGGACAGGCAUGUUAAUUCUGUGAAGUAUAGAUUAGGACGGAAAUCACCAGAGCAUGAUCAGAGUGUCUACGUAGGAAAUGGCCGGGGUAGAUCGCGCUUUGAUAGAGGGAAUCAACGUUACAAUAGAAGUCGUUCUAGAUCGGGUCAACGCUCUUCUAGUAGAGGAAGGAACAAUAGAAGUGCUGUGAAAUUUGUAGAGGAGGCCCCCCCGAAGGAAAAAGUACAUGAAUACUUCAAAAGGCUUCGCGUCGACUACGAUUCUGAUAGUGAUAGCUCAGGUAGCGAUCGGUUCAAACACAAUCUCGGCUCACAGGGAGCAGAUUCGACUGAAGGAAGGACCUCGACGCCGGCGUAAUGUCGCGUUGGCGCCUCACAACAUGGUCAGGAGAGGCACUAAACGUCAGGCUAAUGAUUCAUUCGACGAUGAAGAACCAUUCUAUGGAUUUGAUUCGACUAUGGAACCACCUACGCCCGCCAGAAAUGAAGUUCAUCCUGCUAAGCUGCAAUUCCGAAGCAACGAAACACCAUGUGAGAAAAGUGUGAAGACUAUUCCGAGACGAUCCACUAGAUUGAAGAAACGUAGAAGGCGAGAUGAAUUUGAGAAUGAAAUUUGAUUUUUGUUUCAACUUAUAGUAAAUUUAGAAUUUUUAUACAGGUAUCGAGUAAAUUUGAUUUUCUGAAAUAGCAUGAUAAAUAAGAUUGAUACGUUCUGAUCAUAAUUGUAGUUGAGACUUUGAAUAUCAUAAGUUCGAAUUUAUACGUCGUUGCUUAAAAGGGAAGGAUUAUAAUAUCCGUUCGAUUUGAUGCAGUGUAAAAUAUGAUAACGGCUCAGAUUGCCGAUAGGGCAAAAGCUAUCAAAUGUGUAUAUAGCUUGUAUAUAACAUAUGUCUUUUGUUUAGCUAGCCUAUUAAAAGUGGUGAUCUGAAUAAACGUAGUUCUUCUACUCUUGGACUUGAAA
Molecule: messenger RNA, 1547 nt
Organism: Armigeres subalbatus
Lineage: Eukaryota; Metazoa; Arthropoda; Insecta; Diptera; Culicidae
Exons: 2
Coding region: 72-944 (290 amino acids)
Source: RefSeq, a predicted model, not a curated record